Molecule: messenger RNA, 3467 nt
Organism: Gossypium raimondii (Peruvian cotton)
Lineage: Eukaryota; Viridiplantae; Streptophyta; Magnoliopsida; Malvales; Malvaceae
Exons: 2
Coding region: 1041-3170 (709 amino acids)
Source: RefSeq, a predicted model, not a curated record
CCUUUAACUUUCCCAAUAUUUAUUUUAUCUCAUUUCCAUUUCUUUUGGUGUCCUAAAAAGAAAGAAAAUUCCUUUAGGUCCUCAAGGGGCUUUGACUGUACCCUUCCGAUUCUUGCUUGCUUCAGGCUCAAAAUUGCUUCGCCUCAAACAUAUUUUCCUUAGAAAGGGAUGGAGAGGGAACACAUACUAAAUGCACCAUGACGUAAUUUCUUGGAAGGAUAUCUUAUAUUACUAAUUAUUAUAGGUCAAGUUGUGUCGGAUUGAAACCACUUGAGAAGAAAAUGGAAUGUGCUUGUGCUUUUUGUAUAAAAGGACAUUCUUGUGGUUGUGUUUAAUUCACUUUAAGCUUACUUGUGCUCAAGGGAUGGAGAGAUAACACAUACUAAAUGUACCUUGACAUGAUUUCUUGGAAGGAUAUCUUAUAUUACUAAUUAUUAUAGGUCAAAUUGCGUUGGAUUGAAACCACUUGAAAUGAAAAUGGAAUGUGCUUGCACUUUUUAAGGAAUACCAGAUAUGGUAUUACUUUUAUAAUUUUAGAAAGUAAUAUGAAAAAAUUGUAUUGCAGUUAUUUUCUACAUACACGUUGCUGCAUUAGAUAUUCAUUUGGAGUGAUAUUGGAAUUUUGUAAGAAUUUGUAAUCAUGCUUCUGUUGAAAUAAUGGUGAAAACUGUUUCUUGUUUAGAUAAGAUUGUGUGUCAGAUAAAGAAAUAUAUAAUCUCUGUUUAGUAAUAUGGACUUCUCUAUAAAGAAACCAAAACUCGAAGUUUCAAAAAAAAAGAUGUCUUGUUCGUUUUUAGCAAAGCAUAUGCUAAUAGAAUAUUAUCCAGUUAAUGCAUUUAUUUCUCAGUUAGUUUUCUAAAUCAGAUGUGUAUUUUUAUUAAGAGAGUUUUUCUUCCUUUGGAUCAGGCUUCAGAAGCUUGGAUUUGUUACCUCUGUCUUAAGGCAUGAAAGAGCCUUAAGAUACAGGUCGUGGGUUUUGAAGCUUUUUCAUAUUCAUAAUAUCUAGGUGAGGAAGAAACACGUUAAAGUACAUCAGAAUUAUGGAGUGUAACAAAGAUGAGGCACUCAGAGCAAAGGAAAUUGCCGAAAGGAAGGUUACGGAGAAGGAUUACAAUGGAGCUAAAAAGUUCGCUUUGAAGGCUCAAAAUUUGUAUCCUGGGCUUGAUGGUGUUGCUCAGAUGUUGACAACACUAGAUGUGUAUAUUUCUGCAGAGAAUAAAGUAAGUGGAGAGGCAGAUUGGUAUGGUGUGCUAGGGUUGAACCCAUCUGCAGAUGAUGAGCUUGUGAGAAAACAAUACAGAAAGCUGGCUCUUAUACUUCACCCAGAUAAAAACAAGUCGGUAGGUGCAGAUGGUGCUUUUAAGCUUGUUUCUGAGGCCUGGGGCUUAUUAUCAGAUAGGUCUAAGAGGUUGGCAUAUAACCAGAAGAUAAAUUUUAGGGGAACUCAACAGAAAUUUCCUGUACAGAGUGGGCUUUCAUCAGUGCCACCUAGGGCAAAUGGCUCUCACAGUUCUAGUUCUAACCUUGCGUCAAAUGUUAGGACUCAGAACAGUCAUAGCCAAGUUGGUCAAACCUCAUUUGCUUCUAAUAAAAAGCCUGCUACCUUUUGGACUGUUUGCAAUAGAUGCAAGACACAGUAUGAAUACCUCAGGAUUUACCUGAAUCAAACACUUCUAUGCCCUAAUUGUCAUGAGGCCUUUUUGGCUUUAGAAAAGGCACCUCCCCCAAAUGUUUACAGGUCAUCAAAUUGGUCCGCACAACAGCAGUCUUCAGGGAAUCAUGCUGCAAAUAAUAAUCUAUUUAACCAUGGAACAAAUUCUUCCAGUUCUCAGAAUUCAGUACAUGAUGGAAGUUUCUGGAAGAGUCAAGAGAGAGUGAAAAGGGAGCAUGAAGAAGCUCUUAAAGCGGAGAAACUCCUGAAGAAGAGAAAAGAUGAUAUUCACGGUAAUGGUUAUGUAGGUAACAUGGCAAGUCAAACAGCCAUGGGAAAUGUACCUGGCUCGGGGAACACAUUUGAAUCUAGGGGUGUUUUCGAAAAAGGAAGUAUCUAUGGGUACUCUGGAAAUUAUAACAAGCCCAUCACUGAGAGAGAAUUGUCAUUGUUUGAAAUUCGGAACAUGCUGAUUCACAAGGCACAGAAUGUUAUUCAUAAUAAGCUUAAGGAGUGGAGAUCAGCAACUGAAGUCAGAACUGCUGACAAAGUUAAAGUGAAGGUCAGAGGGAAAGAAAAUAGGAAACAGAGGAGCAUGGCAAAUGGAGAUGGACAUGAUACCAAUAACGAAUAUCAUGGCAAGCAGUCUCUUCCUGCCUCUUCUCCUGAUGUAUCAGAUGCGGGGACUGCAUCAUUAACAAUAAAUGUUCCAGAUCCUGAUUUCCACAAUUUUGACUUGGGUCGAAGUGAAAAUUCUUUUGAAGAAGACCAGGUCUGGGCUGCGUAUGACAAUGAUGAUGGAAUGCCCCGAUUCUAUGCUCGAAUUCACAAGGUGAUCUCGUUAAAGCCUUUUAAGAUGAAAAUUAGUUGGCUAAAUUCAAGAAGCAACAGUGAAUUUGGUUUUCUAGACUGGAUAGGCUCUGGUUUCACCAAAACUUGUGGGGAGUUCAGAAGUGGCAGACAUGAAAUAAGUGAAACAUUAAAUUAUUUCUCCCACAAGGUUCAGUGGACAAAAGGUACACGUGGAGUAAUUAGAAUAUUUCCUAGGAAGGGGGAUGUCUGGGCUCUUUACAGGAACUGGUCUCCGGAUUGGAAUGAACAUACCCCGAAUGAAGUGAUACACAAAUAUGACAUGGUGGAAGUGCUUGAUGAUUAUAACGGGGAACAAGGAGUCUCUGUGGUCCCUCUAGUCAAGGUUACUGGUUUUACUACAGUUUUUCAUAAGCAUAUGGACCCCAAGGAAGUCAGGAGGAUUCCUAGAGGGGAGAUGUUUCGCUUUUCACAUCAGGUUCCUAAUUACUUGCUUACAGGCCGAGAAGCUCAUAAUGCUCCAACGGGAUGCCGUGAGUUAGACCCAGCAGCCACCCCUUUAGAGCUACUUGAGGUAAUUAAUGAAGCCAAUGAGACAUCUGUGGAGGAUAAUUCUCUGAAAUCUGAUAAAGAGUCCUUAAAGAGUGCAAGAGAACUUGCGGCAGAUGGACAGGGGGAGACAGUUGAUGAAAAUGCCCGGGAAGGGUAGUUUGUAGAGAAAUAGCGAACAAGCCAAGGAUGAUUAACUAAUGGUGCUUGCCCAGAGGACCAUAGGAUGCUGAUGUGCAGAUGAUGCUGAAAAAGCUUAAAAGUAUCGGAAUAUGAAGAUGCUGACUGCACCAACCUGGUGAGUUUUUGAUAUUUUUGUAAGCUUGUGGAACUGUAGAAAUUGCUUCUUUUUGUUGUGCCAUAGUUGGAUCCAAGUGAGGUCCAUGCUUUUGUUUUUACUUACUAUGGUAAAAGCUUAAUAUAGAACACUCGAAAUUAAUAGGAUUUGCUUCUUGAA